CGGGCGGGGGCAAAGAGCCCUGCAGCCCGGCCCCGGCACGGCCCCGCGGGAUGUGCGGCCGUGCCCCGCGGGGUGCGGGGCAGCGCGGCGGCGGAGCGCAGGUCUUAAUGAAAUAGCAGUGAAAGAAACAGCUGGGACUUCAACAUGGCUUUCCAUGUGGAGGGACUGGUGGCCAUAGUUGUCUUCUACCUGGCUAUCCUGGCAGUAGGGAUAUGGGCUGCUUGGAAAACCAAGAACACCGGCAGUGAAGGAGAUCGCAGCGAAGCUAUUAUAGUUGGUGGAAGAGACAUUGGCUUGCUAGUUGGUGGAUUUACAAUGACCGCCACAUGGGUAGGAGGAGGUUACAUCAAUGGAACAGCAGAAGCUGUGUAUGUCCCAGGCUACGGUCUAGCUUGGGCUCAAGCACCUAUUGGAUAUUCCCUUAGCCUGAUUUUAGGAGGCCUUUUUUUUGCAAAACCCAUGCGAUCGAAAGGCUAUGUGACAAUGCUAGACCCUUUUCAGCAGCUUUAUGGAAAAAGGAUGGGAGGACUACUGUUUAUUCCAGCUUUAAUGGGAGAAAUUUUUUGGGCUGCUGCCAUCUUCGCUGCCUUAGGUGCAACUAUAAGUGUGAUCAUUGACAUUAAUGUCAAUAUUUCAGUUAUUAUUUCUGCCCUUAUUGCAACUAUGUACACGCUUGUGGGUGGGCUUUAUUCUGUGGCCUACACUGAUGUAGUUCAGCUCUUCUGCAUCUUCCUAGGACUGUGGAUCAGUAUCCCCUUUGCAAUGUCCCAUCCUGCAGUAACAGACAUUGGGCUCACAGCUGGGCACCAGGUGUACCAAGCACCUUGGCUUGGAUCUAUCAACUCACUUGACAUUUACACGUGGUUGGACAAUUUCUUUUUACUGACAUUAGGAGGAAUACCAUGGCAAGCAUAUUUCCAGCGAGUUCUUUCCUCAUCUUCUGCCACAUAUGCUCAAGUUCUGUCAUUCCUGGCUGGUUUUGGCUGUUUUGUGAUGGCUAUUCCUGCAGUACUCAUUGGUGCAAUUGGAGCAUCUACAGCUUGGAACCAGACUGAUUAUGGUGUCCCUGACCCCAAGAGUAAAAAGGAAGCAGAUAUGAUUUUACCGAUCGUGCUCCAGUACCUUUGCCCAGUCUAUAUCUCAUUCUUUGGCCUCGGCGCUGUGUCUGCUGCAGUGAUGUCCUCAGCUGAUUCUUCAAUUUUAUCAGCAAGUUCUAUGUUUGUUCGGAACAUUUACCAGCUUUCCUUUCGGCAAAAUGCUUCAGACAGGGAAAUUGUGUGGGUCAUGAGAAUCACUAUUCUUCUGUUUGGAGCAUCAGCAACAGCAAUGGCACUGCUGGCUUCAUCAGUGUACGGCCUGUGGUACCUCAGCUCUGACCUUGUCUAUAUCAUCAUAUUCCCCCAGCUCCUGUGUGUCUUAUUUAUUAAAGGAACCAACACCUACGGUGCCAUUGCAGGAUACUUAUUUGGCCUUGUUCUCAGAAUAACUGGAGGAGAACCAUAUCUCUACCUUCAGCCCUUGAUCUACUAUCCUGGCUGGUAUCAAGAUGAUAAUAAUAUCUAUAUCCAGCGAUUCCCAUUUAAAACACUUGCUAUGCUCACCUCCUUCGUUACUAAUGUUCUAGUCUCUUACUUAGCCAAAUACUUAUUUGAAAGUGGGACUUUGCCACCAAAGUUGGACUUUCUUGAUGCUGUUGUUGCCAGGUACAGUAGAGAACACAUGGACAAAGCGACUCUUGUAAAAAGUGACAAUAUUGUACUAAAUGAACUUGCACCUGUGAAUCCACGACACAGUCUAACUUUGAGCUCAACUUUCACAAACAAGGAAGCCUUCAACUAUGUUGAUUCGAGUCCAGAGCUGUCCAACGCUGAAGAUAAUUAAAAAAAUCUGGUAGCCACAGGCAAAACAACACUAAACAGGAUAUUCUACCAAGAAUAGUAAGAGGCAUUUUAUCAGAAGAAAAGGAAGAAUUGGAAAUAAAAUGCCACCGCACAUUCAAGUUGUUUCUAGAAGCAGGAGCAUGAGAGGAGCUCUUUUCUGCUAUUAUCUAACAUGUUGGAUUAGUUCAUAGAGCGUUAUAUACACUCAGAUCCCAUUCUUUCCACCCAGAACUAUAUACUGUGCAAUUAAAAAAAUAUUUACAAUUGAAAAUACAUGUAGCAGAAAAUGUGCAACAGCUAUUUAGAAUAUCAUAUGAAGAGAUUAUAAUACAGUCACUCUGAAAUAUUAUCAGUCAACAUUUUAUUAACUGAAAAUAUAUUGUCACAGCUAUAAGUGAUUUAUUACUAAAGAGCUAGUUGCUUGAGCAAAAGACAGAUAGAUAACUUCCCUGGGGUUUUGGUCCGGUCAUUUUUUUCCUUAUAAAUAAAUAUAAAUAAUACAAUCUAGUAUUUUAUUAUUUGUGUGAGACAACAAAAUACACAAAUAGUAAUAAAUACCUUACAGGAGUGAUAAACAUCAUAUAUUAAUUUCAAAAAGUUAAAAUUAAUUCACCAGUUUAAAAUUCUGUUAUACUUAAUGCAAGACAACCUUAAGCAAAGAAUGUUAACAUAGGAGUUCUUUGUUUUCUUGUGGUUAGUGGCUGUCUCAAAAAUUCUUAAAGCAAUAAUUGGAGUUGAAAUUCAGCUUGUUAAAAAUUACUCUUAUAAAAAAACCUGAUAAACUAAAUAGAAAUUUUCAAUGUUGAGAAAAGAAAUCUUAUCUUGAUUUAUCAUCAAAAUGAACACUGAGCAAAGCAGUCUGACACCAAGCAACUGCACCAAUGGAAUAAAUAUUGAAAAGUAAGCAGAGUCAAGAAUGCUUGAA
Molecule: messenger RNA, 2805 nt
Organism: Empidonax traillii (willow flycatcher)
Lineage: Eukaryota; Metazoa; Chordata; Aves; Passeriformes; Tyrannidae
Gene: SLC5A7
Product: solute carrier family 5 member 7
Exons: 9
Coding region: 145-1881 (578 amino acids)
Biological process (GO): choline transport; acetylcholine biosynthetic process; synaptic transmission, cholinergic
Cellular component (GO): axon; dendrite; synapse
Molecular function (GO): choline:sodium symporter activity
Source: RefSeq, a predicted model, not a curated record